AAUAAUAAUAAUAAUAAUAAUAAUAAUAAUAAUAAUAAUAAUAAUAAUAAUAAUAAUAAUAAUAAUAAUAAUAAUAAUAAUAAUAAUAAUAAUAAUAAUAAUAAUAAUAAUAAUAAUAAUAAUAAUAAUAAUAAUAAUAAUAAUAAUAAUAAUAAUAAUAAUAAUAAUAAUAAUAAUAAUAAUAAUAAUAAUAAUAAUAAUAAUAAUAAUAAUAAUAAUAAUAAUAAUAAUAAUAAUAAUAAUAAUAAUAAUAAUAAUAAUAAUAAUAAUAAUAAUAAUAAUAAUAAUAAUAAUAAUAAUAAUAAUAAUAAUAAUAAUAAUAAUAAUAAUAAUAAUAAUAAUAAUAAUAAUAAUAAUAAUAAUAAUAAUAAUAAUAAUAAUAAUAAUAAUAAUAAUAAUAAUAAUAAUAAUAAUAAUAAUAAUAAUAAUAAUAAUAAUAAUAAUAAUAAUAAUAAUAAUAAUAAUAAUAAUAAUAAUAAUAAUAAUAAUAAUAAUAAUAAUAAUAAUAAUAAUAAUAAUAAUAAUAAUAAUAAUAAUAAUAAUAAUAAUAAUAAUAAUAAUAAUAAUAAUAAUAAUAAUAAUAAUAAUAAUAAUAAUAAUAAUAAUAAUAAUAAUAAUAAUAAUAAUAAUAAUAAUAAUAAUAAUAAUAAUAAUAAUAAUAAUAAUAAUAAUAAUAAUAAUAAUAAUAAUAAUAAUAAUAAUAAUAAUAAUAAUAAUAAUAAUAAUAAUAAUAAUAAUAAUAAUAAUAAUAAUAAUAAUAAUAAUAAUAAUAAUAAUAAUAAUAAUAAUAAUAAUAAUAAUAAUAAUAAUAAUAAUAAUAAUAAUAAUAAUAAUAAUAAUAAUAAUAAUAAUAAUAAUAAUAAUAAUAAUAAUAAUAAUAAUAAUAAU
Messenger RNA from Microplitis mediator, 888 nucleotides. RefSeq names its product probable serine/threonine-protein kinase clkA. NCBI's taxonomy places the organism in Eukaryota, Metazoa, Arthropoda, Insecta, Hymenoptera, Braconidae. The transcript has a single exon. The record is from RefSeq and is a predicted model, not a curated record. The annotation marks the transcript as partial.